UUUUUACAAUCAAUUCUAGUUUGCAAAUAUAAAAAAUAAACAACAAUGGCUCUCGGUUCUGAUGCUAUCUUCCAACAAAUCAUUGAUGGUCUUAAGGGCAAUGAAGCCAAAGCUAAGGCUGUCAACGGUGUUUUCCUCUACAAAAUCACCAAGGAUGGCAAAGUUGUCAAGGAAUGGACUUUGGAUUUGAAGAACGCCAAGGCCUAUGAAGGUCCAGCCCAAGGCAUCAAAGUUGAUACCACCCUCACUGUAUCCGAUGAAGAUAUGGUUGAUAUUGGUUUGGGUAAAUUGAACCCUCAAGCCGCUUUCAUGAAGGGUAAACUAAAAAUUGCCGGCAACAUUAUGUUGACCCAAAAAUUGGCACCCUUGUUGCAAGCUGCCAAGGCUAAGUUGUAAACUCGAGGAACAA
This is a messenger RNA of Musca vetustissima, 409 nucleotides long. Its product is annotated as peroxisomal multifunctional enzyme type 2. The transcript is spliced from 2 exons. The coding region runs from base 46 to 396 and encodes 116 amino acids. The record is from RefSeq and is a predicted model, not a curated record. Lineage: Eukaryota; Metazoa; Arthropoda; Insecta; Diptera; Muscidae. Gene Ontology annotation, cellular component: cytosol.